Molecule: messenger RNA, 2279 nt
Organism: Salvelinus namaycush (lake trout)
Lineage: Eukaryota; Metazoa; Chordata; Actinopteri; Salmoniformes; Salmonidae
Gene: alkbh8
Product: alkB homolog 8, tRNA methyltransferase
Exons: 11
Coding region: 24-2093 (689 amino acids)
Biological process (GO): tRNA wobble uridine modification
Cellular component (GO): cytoplasm; nucleus
Molecular function (GO): 2-oxoglutarate-dependent dioxygenase activity; S-adenosylmethionine-dependent methyltransferase activity; tRNA binding
Source: RefSeq, a predicted model, not a curated record
GGGACAUAUUUAGUAGUUACACCAUGGAGCCCUGCUCUGAAAACGUGAAAGCUGUCAGGAGAAGUAAAGAGGAGAAGAAACUUCUCCGAAAGCAAAUCAAAGCCAGUCAUACUUUACUGAAACAUGAGGGUAUAAGCACAGUAUCACAGCCCACCAAGAGCCUGGUGGUGGCUAACGGUGGGCUAGGUAACGGUGUGAGCCGUGAGCAGCUCCAGGACGUGCUGGGAGAGGUCGGCGAGGUGGAAACCCUGGUUAUGCCCCCACACAAACCCUACGCCCUAGUGACCUACAGGUCAGAGGUCAGCGCCCAGAGAGGACACGCCCUCAACGGACGACAGCUGCAGUGUGGGGACCAGAUUGUCACACUGUACCUGAGCUAUGUCAACACAGUGGACAGUGAGUUGUGGGGGUGUGUGGACCUCCCCCCAGGGUUGGUGCUGGUUGAGGAGUUUGUGUCUCCAGAGGAAGAGGCUCUCCUGCUGGAUGCUAUAGACUGGACGUCCCACAAUGAGGAUGUCACUGUGCAGAAAGUCCUGAAGCACAGGAGAGUGAAGCAUUUUGGUUACGAGUUUCGCUAUGACAACAACAACGUGGACAAAGACAAACCGUUACCUGGAGGUCUUCCCCAGGUGUGUGUCCCUGUGCUGGAGAGGUGUGUGAGGGACAGACACACAGAAGUCAUGCCAGACCAGCUGACUGUGAACCAGUACCAGUCUGGACAAGGUAUUCCUCCUCAUGUGGACACUCACUCUGCCUUUGAAGACAUCAUUCUCUCCCUAAGCUUGGGUGCUAAGACGGUGAUGGAUUUUCGUCAUCCUGAAGGCCGCUCGGUUGCCUUAGUGUUGCCAGGGCGCAGUCUCCUGGUGAUGAAGGGAGAGAGCAGAUACCUAUGGACCCACGGGAUAACCCCCAGGAAGUUUGAUGUGGUGCCAGCCUGUGACCCAAAAUCCCCAGCUGCAGUGACCUCUGACCUCAGUAACCAUAGUAACCUCACCCUAAGUAGGAGGGGCACCAGGACCUCUCUCACCUUCCGUAAGGUGCGCCGCACACCAUGUGACUGUGGUUACCCCUCGGCCUGUGACAGCCAGCAGCCUACUGCCCCUCCCUCGCCCCCCUCCCUUCCUCGCAGCCAGACUGACGCCUGCCGUCUGGAGGCGGAGUUUGUGCACCGCGUGUACGAGGAGAUCGCUUGUCACUUCAGCAGCACUCGACACUCCCCCUGGCCACGCGUGUGUCACUUCCUGUCUUCCCUAGAACCAGGAAGCAUUCUCGCUGAUGUGGGCUGUGGGAACGGAAAGUACCUGGGCGUCAACCCGGAUGUGAUUGCGGUGGGCUGUGACCGUAGCAGUGCUCUGGUCCAGAUCUGCUCUGAAAGAGGCUUCCAGGUCUUUGUGUCAGAUGCCCUCAAUGUACCUCUACGCAGUGACACCUGUGAUGCCUGCAUCUCUAUUGCGGUCAUACACCACCUCUCCACACAGAAGCGGAGGCAGGCUGUGGUUGAGGAACUUGUUCGACUACUGAGGCCUGGAGGACGGGCGCUGAUCUAUGUGUGGGCUGUGGAACAGGAAUAUAACAAGCAGAAGUCCAAAUAUCUCAAAGAGACCAGACAACAGGGUCCUACAGGCGACUCCACGGACCACAACAACCAGGAGUCAAAGAGUCUUACAGGCAAUACCACAGACGCCCACAACACAGCACAGGAUCUUUCAGGCAUAGCCACGGACUGCACCAUGGUCCACCAUGAGACAGAGAGUCCAGCAAAACUGAGCGUUCAUACCAACCGCACUGCCUUCAACUCCCAGGACCUCCUGGUGCCCUGGCACCUCAAGGGUGGAGGGAGAGAAGGGUGUAACCAGGGGAGGGGAGGGGAUGAGCAGGGGGUACAAGGCUCCAAAAAUACUUUAGACCCCCCCACUGAAGCCCAGGCCCCUGUCCCCAAUACUGCUCCCAGCCCAGUGUUUCACCGCUACUACCAUGUGUUCCACAAGGGGGAGCUAGAGGAGCUGUGUGUCAGGGUUAGAGGGGUGACCAUACAGAGAAGCUACCACGACCAGGGGAACUGGUGUGUCAUACUGGAGAAAACUGGAUACUAGAUAAACAAACACUUUCAAGAUUUUAGUAAAUGUGCUCCUGAACUGAUAAACAUUGAAUUUGGGAAAAUAUAUUAGCUUUUCGCCUCAUCAGAUAAAGAUGAGACAAUUAUACGAACCAAUUAACCAUUUUAUUAUCUCUGAUUUAUUGUAAAUAAUAAAGAUUGAAAAACAAAAUGUCCUUCAAAU